AUGCAACCCUUGCCACCCAGCUCAUCAUUUAACAAAUUGAUAGACUUCGAGCAAGGACUCGUUGGGGUAAAAUGGACAGAGCGUUUGAAGCUUGAAUUUAGCGGUUUAAUUGGUAUAAAGUGCACCACCACUACGACCUCAAAACUCCUGGCCACCGCCAUCGGCCGCUCAAUAAAAUCAAUGCCAUUCCUCUCCUCCGUGUCUCGUUACCUUUUCUCACCGAUCCCACACAGACCCCUUGACUUUUCGUUCACAAAACUCCGUCCUUUCACCACAUCUUCACCGGCAGCCGAAAAGUUCUUGACCAAUUUGCUGGAAAAUAGGUCCAACACAGAAAAGGUCCUUGAAUCUGUGAAAGCUAAGCUGGAUGCUCCGUGCAUCAGUGAAGUGUUAAAAAGGUGCGCUGUUAAUGAACCCCAAUUGGGUCUCAGGGAAGCUAAAAAUGAGAAAUUGGGCUUGUGGGUGUUGAGGAAAAUGAAGGAAUUUAAUUGUAGGCCCGACACUGUAGCUUACAAUGUGGUAAUUCGGCUGGUUGUGGAAAAGGGUAGAUUAGAUGAAGCAAUGGGGUUGAUGAAAGAGAUGGGUUUGAUUGAUCUUUAUCCCGAUAUGAUCACUUAUGUUUCGAUGAUUAAGGGGUUUUGUGAUGUAGGCAGGUUGGAAGAUGCAUGCCAAUUGAUUAAGUCCAUGAAGGGGCAUGGGUGCGUGCCGAAUACAGUUGUUUAUUCGGCACUUCUUGAUGGGGUUUGUAAGCAUGGGAGUUUGGAGAACGCAUUGGAUAUUCUAGGGAAGAUGGAAAAAGAAGAUGAGGAAUGUAGGCCAAAUGUUGUAACUUAUUCGGCAGUGAUAAAGGGUUUUGUUGAGAAAGGGAGAGUGAUGGAGGCAUUAAGGGUCUUGGAUCGAAUGGAGGAUUCAGGCCUUCAACCUAAUAGGGUGACAAUUACAGCUUUGAUUGAUGGGCUAUGCAAAGAGGGGUGUGUGGAGGAUGUUCGUAAGGUUAUUGAUAGAGUUUGUGGAGGUAGUGAACAGCAUGUUAAGUUCUAUGGUUUGCUUGUUGUGUCACUAUGUCGAAUUGGCAAAACAAAAGAAGCAGAAAAGAUUUUUGGGAUGAUGAUAAUUAGUGGGAUGAAGCCUAAUGAUUUGGUUUUGAGUUCUAUCAUAAAAGCUAUAGUCUUGGAGGGACGUGCGCUAGAUGGAUUUGGUUUGUUUGAUUCACUUGAAAAUUCUGGACAUUUUCCUGCCACUGAUUCUGAAAUUUACUCAAUCAUAUUGGCUGGACUUUGCGAAAAAAGCCAUUUGGUGGAAGCUGCAAAGCUUGCUAAUCUGAUGGUCGAGAGAAGAAUUAAGCUUAAGCCUCCUUAUGUUCAAAAUAUAGUCGAAUACCUUAAGAAUUAUGGAGAAGAAGAUUUAGCUUCCCGUAUCGAUGGCAAUGGAAAUUCUCUUAUUUCGAGUUUCAUCACGUCUAGAUCAUGUCCCGACUCUGCAAAGAUUUUGAUUUCUGGGUGCCCUUCUGCUAUAUAUAGAUUCGUAGUCUUGCUUCAAAAGGAUCAACCUGAUGUGCUUUUGCACAAGAUGAAGGUCCCCAAGGCUCUUAUGAACACGAGCCAGCCAUGCCCCCAAGAACCCUUCAUCUUGGCUUGA
Molecule: messenger RNA, 1638 nt
Organism: Fraxinus pennsylvanica
Lineage: Eukaryota; Viridiplantae; Streptophyta; Magnoliopsida; Lamiales; Oleaceae
Source: the annotation of a GenBank genome assembly